UACAACAAAAAUACGUUAUUUCGUAUAGUUGAGUAGUUAUGAGAUAUUAAUUGAAGAUAUUAGUUCAGAGCUUUAAGUAAAUAUUUAUAAACACUUGAAGAAUUAUAUACUAACAAUACUUAUGUGUUAUUGUACAAAUGGCCCACAGAAAUAACAAAAAGGAAGCUCUGCUUCUCCGUAAAGAGGAAAUAUUGAGAGAAUUGAAAUACUAUGAUAACAGAAUCGAGGAAUUAAAAAAUAAUAAAAGUAACUCCAGCUAUUACGAAGACGACAGUUCAGACUGUGACGACUUCCCGGAGUUGUCCAUGAACAGCGGUCCGUCCAUCACGGAGCUGAAGCUUCAAGCCAGCAUGCUGCGAACGUGCCUCCAUGCUACACAGGAGCUCACUAACCUUCAGAUACUGCAGUCAGAGGUGAACAUUUUGGUCGAGCCCCCAGUCGCUGACGGUGUGUCUUGUGCUGGUACCUGGCGCGAGGUGACGGUGGAGUGCCGCACGGACCUGGUGCCUUUCACCAUGAGCUUCCUGGUGCACACAGCGGACGAGACAUCUGAUCGCUUCGCCCCCACGACCUUCACCAACCUCCAGGCGGUAGCGGUCAAGCCAUCCCACGACAAGGAGCUGGCCAAGUCUGUGCUCACGAGCGCCACCACUCCCAGCGACGCUGUCCAGGUGUUCUGCAGCUACAGCAGAGCUCGCAGGUCCAGGAGACUCACACUGUCCAGGCUGGCGGAGAGAUAUUCACACAGACUACACAUGGAACCUCGGGUGGAGGGAGGCUACGUCCUGAAAUGCGGCGGAGUGCUGGAGCUGGUGUGGGAGUUACAGAACAAGUGGUCCAUCCUGGCCGACUUCCAGCACAAGAUGAAGUUUGACCUGGAGUAUAUGGGUGAAUCCUACAUCAAGAUCAUAUCAUCAGCUCACCGGCAGCUAUCGGAGCUAGCGGUUGACACAGACGAGAGGACCAGCCUGCUGGCGAAAAUCUUGGAUACAUGUCUGCAGGCGGAGGCUGAGAGGGCGAAGGACCAGGGCUCCGUCAGCGAACAGGGUGAGGUCAUGGCACCACCGAAGACCAUACCUAAGAAAAACAUGAAAGAUACGAGGAAGAGAGACAGAGAUAGAGAUAGUGGGAGCGAUGUAACUGAUGGAGUCCAUUUACAGGAUGCCGAUAAAGAAGAUAAGAAGAAAUAUAAAGAUAAAAGAAAGAUGACGGACACACAGAGCACAGAGAGAGACAAAAGAAAAGAUACGGGAAACGAAAAGAUAAAGAAAGAUAAUGGAAAAGAAAACAACAACACACAGAAGAAUAUAGAUGUAAAGAAAGCAGAGACAAAAAUACAUUUAACAAAAACGGAACAUUUGUCGGAGAGAUUCAAUAAGAAUAGAAGAAUUAACAGAAGUAAAGAAAAGAGUAGGGAAUUAACUAAGAAGAAAGACAUUAAGAGUAAAAUACCACAGAAGAGCAUACAGAAGACACAGAAGAAGAAUACGCUGACAGUGAACGCGAGAGCCCUGAGGACACCGCUGGCCGUCCCCCGGAGCAGUCCCAACACGCUGAGGACACACAUCCCAAGACUUCUCAAGCCAACCCACAAAACAGAACAUAGUGUUUAAUGAUUCACGGACAGACGCCGCCUCAAUUAUUCUUAUAUAUGUCUUGUAAUAAAUGUUACCCUUA
Danaus plexippus (monarch butterfly) is the source of this 1677-nucleotide messenger RNA. RefSeq lists its product as uncharacterized. Lineage: Eukaryota; Metazoa; Arthropoda; Insecta; Lepidoptera; Nymphalidae. The record is from RefSeq and is a predicted model, not a curated record. Bases 138 to 1613 code for a protein of 491 amino acids. The transcript is spliced from 9 exons.